AAAUUUGGCAACCUGUGCUACAGUUUAAAACUGUGUAGUGUGUACAGCUUACUAGCCUUACUUCAUUAUUUUGACUUUAAAAUCUUUUUGACUUCGAGAUUGGACCUGUGGUUGUCUGUCCAGGCCCAUCGCGAGACCCCCAAUUCCGAUCGAUUUUGGUGAGACAUCUCUGCUGAUGUGUCUCCUUCCAUCCUUACAGCAAGCCAGAAGUCUAUAGUUUACAAGUACUUUAUACCGAUUUCCCAUUUUCACUCUAAAGAUUUGUUGUUGAUGGGAAUACAAUUGUUGUUUGACUGGCACCAUGGACAAAUCGCUGAACGACGAAACCGGAGGACAGGAUGGAAGCAGUCCAAAAUCAGCUGGCGCAGCGCUAAGUGCUGGAAGCAAGGCAGUGAAGCCAGUUAUGAAGGGACCUGACGGUGCAGGCGGAAGCCAAGAUGAGAACCGAGAAAUGGGGACAGAUGCAGUACAGCGGCACAUGACGUUGAAAGCGCUGCUGAAUCGGAGUAUUGCAGCGUUGCAGAAUAUCCUCCGUGCGCAUAACAAUGAAAAUCAUGCAGAAGACCACCUUGCAGAUCGAGUCACCGUCACUCUGCAGCGAAUGCUGGAAGACUGCGACAAGAUCCCCGCAGUGAUCCUGGUCCAUAAUCCUGCGCAGGGACAGGGCAGCCAGUUUUGCUUCUCGGUUUCCGACGGGAAUUCCACGGCCGCGACGCAUACUGGAGGAACCAGCAUAGUCCUGUCCAAGGCUCGGCUGCAGCUCCAUUUAAUGCGGCUGUGGAUGGAAGCGCUCCAGCGUACGUUGCGCGCAAUGGACAUUGACGGCAGUACAGUUGAAUCGGCGUCUCCGUCUGCUAUUACAGCUGGGAAGCUGUCGCGGGAGCUGUCCGUGUUGGUGGAUAAAGCGGACCGAUUCCUGGUCAGCGCCCAGUCGGACUCCAACGGGCAGGUCCCUUUCCGCAGAUUAGGGCAUUUUCAGUGGGUGAGAGGAGAAGACUGUCCAGUGGCGGCCAUUACUGAGAAUGCUCCUGUCGUCACUCUUGCAGAUGAGCCUAUGACCGCAGCGUCCGUAGAAGACGAUGUUGUCGUGGCUCCGCUACCGCUGCCAACCGUCCCCGUUGCGGCCAGCACGGAGCCGCCUAAAGAUACGCCCCCUCGAAAGGCCUUAGCGCUGAAACGCGCCGUAUUUUUACCGAAGCGAGCGACGGCAGAAAAGAGCCCGCGUGCCAGCACCCCACCGUCUGCAUUUGUGAAAAUGAAGGGGAAGCCGGACGGAGCAGGCAGGAAGGAAGUCGACGAUAAGCCAGUCCAACAGGCUGCCCGUGGCCGAGGGGAUGCCAUGGUAAAGAAGGAAGGGGGUGGUCAUUGCACGCGCGUCACGCGGUCCAAGUCGGUGCAGAACCCGCCGGUUCGGGCAAAAAGAUCCGCGCUGCUCGCAAGACGCGGAAAUGCUGCCAGAGGAAGCGCUCCUCGGAUAAGUGCAGAUGUCAUCCAGAUUCCAUCGGACUCUUCCAGUAGCAGUGACGAGCAUAGCACCACGGACGAGUUGGAUACCGACGAUACAGAAACGGAUGAUGAUAUUAUGAUCUCAGAUGACGAUGGCCAAGUGCAACCGACAGGGAGAAAUCUGCGCAACAAAAAGACGGCACAUCGCUUCAUCGGGAAAAAAUCACUGCGGGAGCGUCCAGAGCGACACACAGCUCGUAAGGAAUAAAGUCCUCCGUUUGCUAAGUUCUUUUUGUUACUUAUCUUUCUAUUUUUCUGUACUGGAAAAUUUUCGCGCUGCGGCACCGGCGAAACAGUGCGACCGUCGGCAUAAUUGUAAUCUCACUCCAUUGCUUUUUAAGCCGUUUUUGCUGCUAUAAAUUGUUACGAGAUGGUUUUGUCAGAUGGAUCCUACAUCACGGAUUACAGUACGAGUACUGUACAUGACAGAUCCUCGUUAGCAGUUCAUAAAACAGAAUCUUUA
Messenger RNA from Paramacrobiotus metropolitanus, 1969 nucleotides. RefSeq lists its product as uncharacterized. The transcript is spliced from 2 exons. NCBI's taxonomy places the organism in Eukaryota, Metazoa, Tardigrada, Eutardigrada, Parachela, Macrobiotidae. The record is from RefSeq and is a predicted model, not a curated record. The coding region runs from base 302 to 1714 and encodes 470 amino acids.